AGAAAAAGAAAAACCUCGCUAUUUCUUGAGAGGAAAGAAAGGUGGGUCUCUCAGUGUAUAUGUAGCUCUAAUUUGGGCAUUCCAAGUUUGCUCAGAAGCAGAAAAGCAGAAGUGGAACCCAUCUGAAGAAGAAGAAGAAGAAGAAGGAGGAGAAAGAUGAGCAGCAUAGGAACUGGUUACGAUCUUUCCGUCACUACAUUCUCUCCCGAUGGCCGUGUCUUCCAGAUCGAAUACGCCGCCAAAGCAGUUGACAACAGCGGGACUGUUAUUGGAAUUAGAUGCAAAGAUGGUAUCGUUAUGGGUGUGGAGAAGCUCAUAGCAUCUAAGAUGAUGUUGCCUGGAUCCAAUAGAAGAAUUCAUUCUGUUCAUCGCCACUCUGGAAUGGCUGUGGCUGGCUUGGCGGCAGAUGGUAGGCAAAUUGUUGCAAGGGCUAAAUCUGAAGCAACUAACUAUGAAAGUGUGUAUGGUGAACCAAUUCCUGUUAAGGAACUUGCUGGACGUGUUGCUAGUUAUGUGCAUCUAUGUACACUAUAUUGGUGGCUCAGACCUUUUGGAUGUGGGGUAAUCCUUGGAGGUUACGAUAGAGAAGGACCACAACUGUAUAUGGUUGAACCAUCUGGCAUUUCUUAUAGGUACUUUGGUGCUGCAAUUGGGAAAGGCAGGCAGGCUGCUAAAACAGAGAUUGAAAAGUUGAAGCUUUCUGAAUUGACAUGCCGGCAAGGGGUUAUUGAAGUCGCAAAGAUCAUUUAUGGAAUACAUGAUGAGGCAAAGGACAAAGAGUUUGAAUUGGAAAUGAGCUGGGUCUGUGACGAAUCAAACCGGCUGCAUCAGAAGGUUCCGGAGGAGCUUUUGGAGGAGGCUAAGGCAGCAGCUAAAGCAGCCUUGGAGGAAAUGGAUGCUGAUUAGGAAGCUCUUUCUGAAGCUUGUAUUUGAAAAUUUACUGUUUCAAACAUAUAUUUGGGGUAAAAAAAAAAAUGAACUGUUAAAGAUCAGUUGAUUUUUAUGAUUAGCUGGUAUUUAUUACUGAAAUUUUUUGCAGUUUAAACCUUAUAUGCCAAAUUGCCAAUCUGAUAUGCAAGCCAUAGGUUGCUAUGA
Molecule: messenger RNA, 1095 nt
Organism: Ziziphus jujuba (common jujube)
Lineage: Eukaryota; Viridiplantae; Streptophyta; Magnoliopsida; Rosales; Rhamnaceae
Product: proteasome subunit alpha type-3
Exons: 10
Coding region: 157-906 (249 amino acids)
Biological process (GO): ubiquitin-dependent protein catabolic process
Cellular component (GO): nucleus; proteasome core complex; proteasome core complex, alpha-subunit complex
Source: RefSeq, a predicted model, not a curated record